Messenger RNA from Exophiala spinifera, 1641 nucleotides. RefSeq lists its product as uncharacterized. The coding region runs from base 1 to 1641 and encodes 546 amino acids. Lineage: Eukaryota; Fungi; Ascomycota; Eurotiomycetes; Chaetothyriales; Herpotrichiellaceae. The record is from RefSeq and is a predicted model, not a curated record. The transcript has 3 exons. Gene Ontology annotation, biological process: siderophore biosynthetic process.
AUGGUACAACAAGUAUUCCUGCCCAAUGGGCAGAUCUAUACCGUGACGCCAGUUUUUGGAGGUUUUACCUUCAAAUCAACCCACCUCGACCUCCAUCAUUCCCCGAUACCCCCAGGAUGGACUGUAAUGGUACAAACGGAAGAUGUGGUGGACGACGACGAUGCGAGGAAGAGCAGGUCAUCAGUGAACCCAGAGAGGAACGUGUCCAAUAACACACAUGAAAAGCAAGUUGUGGUCCACAGAUUCAUGCAACCUACCGCCCAGCGGGAUUCGCUUUUUAUCUCCUCUAUCUCAAUGCCCUCGAGUUCAGACUUCAGAAAUACAGCAUCUCCGACAAGGCACAUCGCCAUGAUUCUAUGGGCCACUCUCUGCUGGUAUUUCCAUAAAGAGCCUCCCAAUCUGCACACGACAACAGAAGCAAGUGCUCUUACUCCAGAGAGCGGGAGACCAAAGCUUGACUGGCGUAUCAAAAUCAGGAAAGAAGGCAUAUUCAAGGGCAAAAACACUCUCCAGAAACUUGAGCGGAUGGGGCUUAUCGCGAGUGAAGAAUCCUGUGUAGGCUCGGAAAUGGAUUUUCGACAGGCGGACGGCUGGGCCGACACUUUCGUGAGCCGAAAGUCCUUCUGGCAGAUUGAUGCGAGGAUAUUUCUAUAUACCAUGGCACCCCAGCAGCACUCACCAUUUCCGGGGACAUCUCCUCACUCGUCCCGUCCGGCCUCGCCGGACCGGACAGCUCUUCCUGACCGUGGGUCUCCGCGAACGACAGAUUACAUGCUGCCUCCUCCGCAGCCGGGCUUGGUGGAUGGUAUAUCUGCAGGGAUUGCUUCGCCGGGUGGUCCGUUCAACUCAGGCAGUCAUCUACCAACGUUUUAUCCUCCUCCGCCACUACAAUUCACCUUCACGAACCACAUCCGGCAUCCUAUACGCCCCAAACCCCCUCGGCAAGGGGAAACGUUCUAUAGCCGCUACAUUCCAAGCCUGGGACAAUGGCUGUCCUUCCGAGUACCUACCCUGUCGUCCAAACCGUGUCCUCAUCCUCAUUUCUCGCCGCUCGGUCCGUCUUUACCCUCCGUCAUGAGUAGUCAUGGAGGAAGUAUCUCCCUGCCAACAUUGCCUACUCUGGCCAACUUUGGAGACCGGUCAUGCGACCUGGAUCUGCUGCAUAAAUGGAUGAACGAGCCGAGAGUGAAUGCAGCUUGGUCAUGUGCCGGACCAAAAGAAAGCCAGAAGAAAUUUUUGAUCGAAGGGCUAGAAAGCCGUCACUCCUUUCCCGUUUUUGGCUGCUGGGAUGGUAAACCAUUUGGAUAUUUUGAAAUUUAUUGGGUCAAAGAAGAUAAACUAGGCCGUCUGCUUGGUGGUGACGUUGGCAAUUAUACUCGAGGAUUACACGUCUUAGUCGGCGAACAAGAGUUCAGAGGUCCUCAUCGAGUCAAGGUCUGGUUGUCAGCGUUGGUACACUACUGCUGGCUUGCAGACCAGAGGACCGAGACCGUCAUGUUGGAGCCGAGGGUCGACAAUGCCAAAUUUAUCAACUACUUAAAGGAAGCGGGUUUUUACAAGCAAGGAGAAGUUUCAUUUCCACACAAACAAUCUGCUGUCAUGAAAAUCGACCGAGAGUCUUGGGAGGCACCAGAUUUAUGA